Messenger RNA from Penaeus monodon (black tiger shrimp), 718 nucleotides. RefSeq names its product crustacean hyperglycemic hormone 6-like. Gene Ontology annotation, biological process: circadian rhythm. Gene Ontology annotation, cellular component: extracellular region. The record is from RefSeq and is a predicted model, not a curated record. Gene Ontology annotation, molecular function: neuropeptide hormone activity. The coding region runs from base 133 to 519 and encodes 128 amino acids. NCBI's taxonomy places the organism in Eukaryota, Metazoa, Arthropoda, Malacostraca, Decapoda, Penaeidae. The transcript has 3 exons.
UCCUCUCGCAGCAUCCCGAGGCAGAUCCUAUCGCUAGCAUCCCAAGGAAGACGCCAAGAACCGCUGCUAAGACGCUUAAGGCUUGUGGCGAGCGGUCUGUGUGUGUGCUGGGCUAGAAGGGUCGUUCCAAGGAUGUGGUCGUCAGCGGUAGUGACCCUAUUGGUGGCGGUCGCGGCGUGUGCCUCCUGCUGGGAGCACUCCUUCGAGGCGGAAGGACAGACGCCGGAGUUCCUUCCCUCCCCGCAGUCACCUUCGCUCCUCUCCUCCGCGACGGACCACAGCCUCCGCAAGCGCUCCAUCUUCGACCACUCUUGCACUGGCGUGUUCGACCGCGAGCUCAUCGGCAGGCUGAACCGCGUGUGCGACGACUGCUACAACGUCUUCCGCGACGCCGACGUGGCCACCGGCUGCAGAAGCAACUGCUACUACAACCGAGUGUUUCUGCAGUGCCUUGUGUACCUGUUUCCGCCCCGGUUCCGCAACCAGUACAAGGCCGCCGUCCAGAUGGUGGGCAAGUAGACGCUGAUUUCUCUGAGCACGACGCUGGUUUCUGAGAACUAGACGCUGGUUUCUAGAACCAAACGCCGGUUCCAGGAUCUUCUAUGAAGACAAAUGGCAAUUAAUUUCUGUUCGCAGUUUCCGUUGUAUUGCUUUGUAAACGUUUGUGAAGGAAGAAAGGUGUUAAGAUGUUCUUCACCGUGUAACUGACAAUACAAAA